AUGCGUGUGGGCAUUGUGUUGCAACACUGUGAUGCCCUGGAUUUUGAAGAGUUGCAACAUGUCGUCGAGGGCAUUUUGUCCCUGGAACGAAUUGACCGUGCGUUCCAGGAAAACCGGGCUACUGAUUUAGACUUGCUGUUGCUUUCGGAUAUCAAGAGCAGCUUCCACCUGGACAACUUAUUGGGUAAACUGUAUACCACGCUACGGGAGAUUUUGUUCAAACGAGGUUUACCCUUGUUCCCAAUUAACGUGCUUCUGGGCAACUUCAACCGGGAAGAAACAAGUUGGGAUGAAUUGUUUGUCACGGACAGAAAGGUCGUUGAUGUAUACCGUAUCCAACACACAAACUUGAACAUCUUGCCCAAGAUCAAGAAUCACGACAAAGUGUCACCUGUUGCAAACGACCCGGAUCCGCACACGUCCAGUUUAGCGGAUCGGAAUAAGUACGAUGUCACCGCUUUGGGGGGUACGUUUGAUCACAUUCACGAUGGCCACAAGAUCCUACUCACCGUUGCUGCAUUUAUUACGUCCUCCAGAUUGAUAAUUGGGCUUACAGGCAAGGAAUUGCUGGGCACGAAGAAGUUCCCUGAACUUUUGGAGGACUACGAAACCCGGAAAGGUAACGUUUGUAAGUUUCUCAAGCUACUGAAGCCGCAAUUACGCGUGGAGAUGGUGCUCCUAAAGGAUGUGUGUGGGCCCACGGGGACGGUCCCCGAAAUCAAAGCUCUCGUCGUUAGCAGAGAGACGCUGAAGGGCGGAGACUAUGUCAACAAGACAAGACGCGAGAAGGGAAUGCACGAGCUGGACAUUUCCGUCGUUAACGUGAUUGGUGGUGAGGAGGAGGACGGUUGGACCGAGAAACUGAGCAGUACGGAUGUGAGAAGAAUGCUCAGCGAGGAACACACGCACACUUAA
This is a messenger RNA of Huiozyma naganishii CBS 8797, 915 nucleotides long. RefSeq names its product putative pantetheine-phosphate adenylyltransferase (gene CAB4). Gene Ontology annotation, molecular function: dephospho-CoA kinase activity. Bases 1 to 915 code for a protein of 304 amino acids. Gene Ontology annotation, biological process: coenzyme A biosynthetic process. The transcript has a single exon. NCBI's taxonomy places the organism in Eukaryota, Fungi, Ascomycota, Saccharomycetes, Saccharomycetales, Saccharomycetaceae. The record is from RefSeq and is a predicted model, not a curated record.